This is a messenger RNA of Cryphonectria parasitica EP155, 252 nucleotides long. RefSeq lists its product as uncharacterized. The annotation marks the transcript as partial. Lineage: Eukaryota; Fungi; Ascomycota; Sordariomycetes; Diaporthales; Cryphonectriaceae. The transcript has 2 exons. The record is from RefSeq and is a predicted model, not a curated record.
ACAAAGCCGCUCAAGGGUGUCAAAGGCCAGUGGCUGUCAAAGCUGAAGGGCUGGAUUUUAACGAGCGAACCAUCUGCCCAAGCGUUGAAGCAGCAGAAGAAGGUGGUUUAUGAAAAGGCGGGUAUCUCGCCCAGAGAUCCAGAUGCUAGCGCCAAGCUUGAUGUGUAUGCAACCACCAUACCUGACGAUGCCAUCAGGCCGGCAUCAGGGCCAGAUCCAGACAGUUUGGCAAGGAAGAGAGCCAAAGAAAGG